AAAUACUAUUUUGAUGAUGAUGAUGAUGAUGAAGAGAGUGGCAUUGCUUGCUUGCUUCCUCCUGUUUCUUACUUUGCAUGCUUGUUUGUCCGAUGCUCUGUCUAAUUCUACUGGUCAAGCACUUGCGCUUCUCAAAUGGAAAGCUACCCUUCAAUCCCUCACAAAACCUUCUGUUUUGCCUUCAUGGACGGUCUCUCCGGGAAGUGCACGAGCAAGUCCAUGCCGUUGGUAUGGAAUUCAUUGCCAGGGCGACAGCGUUUCAAGAAUCAAUCUUACAAGCUACGGUGUAGAAGGUAACUUUCAUGCAUUUCCAUUCUCGUCUUUGCCUGAUCUUGAAGAGUUAGACCUUAGCAUCAAUGGAUUAUUCGGCACAAUCCCGUCUCAAAUCAAUCAACUCUCUAAACUUACUUACCUUGAUUUGUCAUAUAAUGAUUUGUCUGGUGAAAUCCCACUUCAGAUUGGCCAGCUUAUUCAUCUCAAAACCCUUCACCUUGUUCAAAACCAGUUUAAUGGCUCCGUUCCUGAAGAAAUAGGUCAGCUAGAGUCCCUUGAAGGGCUUGCCUUGCAUAAUAACUUUCUAAACGGUCCCAUCCCUUCUUCUUUGGGCAAUCUGGCCAACCUGACCUACUUGUAUAUGUUAAAUAAUUCCCUUUCUGGUAACAUUCCUUCAGAAAUGGGAAACCUUACCAACUUGCAAAAUCUUUAUAUUGCCAUCAACCAACUCACAGGUUCCAUCCCUUCUGAACUGGGGCAUAUGAGAUCGCUCAGCAAAUUAGUACUUUAUAAAAACAAUCUUUCUGGUUUCAUCCCACCCUCAUUUGGAAACUUGACAAGUCUGACCAUUCUCCAACUCUAUGAAAAUAAGCUUUUCGGUCCCAUUCCUGAAGAGUUAGGGAACUUGCAAUCAUUGAUUUUCCUAGAGUUAAGCCAAAACCAGCUCAGUGGUUCUGUUCCAUCUUCAUUUUCUAAUUUGAGCAAUUUGGAAACUUUGCUCCUCCGAGACAACCGGCUUUCCGGCCCCAUACCUCAAGAAAUUGGGAACUUCAUGAACAUGUGGAUGUUGGAACUUGAUAUAAACCAAUUCACUGGGGAGCUGCCGCAAAACGUUUGCAGAGGUGGAGCACUGGAAUAUUUCGUAGCCAAUGACAACCAUUUCAGAGGUCCAAUACCCCAAAACUUGCAAAAUUGCAGCAGCCUUAAAAGAUUGCGCCUUGAACGAAAUAGGCUGACCGGAAAUAUAUCAGAAGAUUUUGGAGUCUAUCCUAGCUUGAUAUUUGUAGGCCUUAGUGACAAUGAGUUUUAUGGUGAAAUUUCACCUAAGUGGGCAUUGUGCCACAAUUUAAGCUCUCUAUCUAUUGCUAGGAACAACAUCACUGGCAGAAUACCACCUGAGCUUGGAGACUCAGUUCAGCUUCAAGCUCUAGAUUUUUCUUCAAAUCGUUUAGUUGGGGAGAUUCCGACGGAGCUGACAAAAUUGACUUCUUUAUCAAGGCUUAUUCUAUCCGGGAAUCAACUCUCUGGUGGUAUACCAAGGGAAGUUGGAUCUUUUUCCAAUCUCGAGUAUCUCGAUUUGUCGGCAAAUGGAUUGAGUCAAUCCAUCCCCGAGACAAUAGGGGAUAUGUUGAAAUUGUUUUACUUGAAUUUGAGUAGUAACAAUUUCAGCCAGAUAAUUCCUGCUCAGAUAGGCAUGUUAAUUCAAUUGACUGAAUUAGAUCUGAGUCAUAACAUGCUUUCAGGAGAGAUUCCAGCGCAAUUUCAAUCUUUAGAGAGCUUGUCGACGUUGAAUCUCUCUUAUAAUUACCUCUCUGGCCGCAUCACAAUUUUCAAUGAGCUCCGAGGCUUGGUCUACGUUGACAUAGCGCAUAACGAGUUGCAGGGUCCAAUUCCUGAUGUUCCUGCAUUUCAGAAGGCUUCAAUACAAGCAUUAGAAGGAAACGAAGGCUUGUGUGGCAAUCUUAGUGGCUUGAAACCUUGCAAUCUUUCUAAAAAAGGCCACCGCAAGUUACUCUACGCAAUCAUAUUUCCUCUGUUAGGAGCUGCUAUCCUUUCUAUUGCUAUUCUGGCUUUGUUUUUCGGUUUCAAAAGACACAGAAAAGAUGCAGAGGAAGAAAGUGAAAGCAGCAUGAUUGAUGCAAAUCUCUUUACAAUAUCUUCCUUCGAUGGAAAAUUGUUAUAUUCUGAGAUCAGAAGUGCAACUAAAAACUUUAGUUCUCAGUUUUGCAUUGGAAAAGGAGGAUACGGAAACGUAUACCGAGUAGAGCUGUCAUCAGGUGAUAUUGUAGCUGUGAAAAAGGUACAUCCACUGCACUCCGAUGAAGUUAGAUCUACGAAAGAAUUCCAGAAUGAAGUAAUGGCAUUCAUAGAUAUACGACAUCGAAAUAUCGUGAAGUUCUAUGGGUUUUGUUGGUCUGCUGAACACUCAUUCUUGGUUUACAAAUACCUCGAAAAGGGUAGUUUGGCUACAAAUCUAAGCAAUGAAGCAGCAGCAAAAGAAUUGGAUUGGGAUAAAAGGGUGAAUAUUAUAAAAGGUGUUGCUCAUGCCUUGUCUUAUUUGCACCAUGAUUGUUCACCACCGAUUGUUCAUCGGGACAUAUCCAGCAACAAUAUUUUGCUCGACUUGGAAUUUGAAGCUAACAUUUCAGAUUUUGGCAUAGCGAAACUUCUCAAUCCAGACUCAUCUAAUUGGACCGAUCUCGCGGGAACAUAUGGAUAUGUCGCACCAGAGCUUGCCUACACGAUGAAGGUUACAGAAAAAUGUGACGUUUAUAGUUUCGGAGUGUUGAUUAUGGAAGUUAUCAUGGGAUCGCACCCUGGGGAUUUGAUCUCCACACUACCAUCUUCAUCUCUUGAAAUGAGACUUCUGGUGGAAGAUGUUUUGGAUCAAAGGCCUUUACCUCCAUUACCAGACGUUCAGGGCCAACUGAUAUCUCUGAUGAAGAUUGCUUUUAUGUGCUUGGCUGACAAACCAAAUUCCAGACCAACUAUGUACGCUGUUUCUCAGCUGCUAGUCGACUGAAUCCUUUCCUCCCAAGGUCUUAUAUUGAAUCAGUCCUGUUUCUCAGCUGUAACUCCGAAUAUUUUAAUGUUGUGUCAUUCCUUAUAUACAUGUAGAUUGGUAAGAAUAAUUUUCCCAGUUUUUCAUGUAUCAUAUUCAUGGUUAAAGUGAUCUCCAAGCAAACAGACCUCAUUAUGUAACCUACUUUUUUAAAAGGAGAUAUUUCAUUUUAGAACUGUUAUCUCA
This is a messenger RNA of Hibiscus syriacus, 3241 nucleotides long. RefSeq names its product MDIS1-interacting receptor like kinase 2-like. The record is from RefSeq and is a predicted model, not a curated record. Lineage: Eukaryota; Viridiplantae; Streptophyta; Magnoliopsida; Malvales; Malvaceae. The transcript has 2 exons. The coding region runs from base 14 to 3016 and encodes 1000 amino acids. Gene Ontology annotation, biological process: protein phosphorylation. Gene Ontology annotation, molecular function: protein kinase activity; protein binding; ATP binding.